This is a messenger RNA of Somion occarium, 3668 nucleotides long. The record is from the annotation of a GenBank genome assembly. Lineage: Eukaryota; Fungi; Basidiomycota; Agaricomycetes; Polyporales; Cerrenaceae.
AUGGUUUUGUCCGACUGGCAGACAGGUCAGAAGAGUCCAACCACUAUUACUGUCUAAGACCACCCGCAUGGGAACCGAAAGACAUACUUACACUGGUUAGGAAGGCAAGCGUCGGCAGGUAGGCGAACAUCACACUGGACCCAACCCGGCAACUGAGGUCCUGCAUUUAUGAAACUGACGUACUUCCGGGUGUCCUCGUCUCUGUUUACAUCCGUAAUAUUCCAUACCGUCAACAUGAGAAUGAUCAAGGAAUAAUCGCGAUUUUUUGGCCCGCCAAAGGAAUAUUUGUGAAUUGGGAUGUUUGGCUCUAUAUAGUAUACCGACAGGACCACACCCAUUAUUAUCAUUGCAUCAGGACAAUCGGAACCGAACGAGACACACUGACUAGGAGGGCAAAGCGGUGGAUUCUCCCGGCACCUAGGGUCCCGCUGCACUGGUGAAACGGACAGGCGUGUCAAAGAGAGUCCGAUCUCUUCAUUUAUCUAUUGCUACUCCAGCGAAGAGCUGUAUUAGAUGAAUGUCUUCGAAUGCCACCGAUUUUUUUGUGUCUAAUGUUUUUUUUCCCAAGUCUCGUUCCUGGUUGUGGGGUAGAAAUCGGUGAUUGGGGAAGACGCGAUCGACACCGAUCGCGCCUGCACGUGAAGUUGGUGAAGGGGCAUUCCCCAUUCGCCCGGAACCAUCAAUCCAGUGAGGGGAUUUCACAUGCCAGCGUCUGCCUCGGGCACCUUGUCGGGAAACGCUCUUAAAUACGCUCAUCGUCUCACUCCCUCUGGUUCGAUCCCCCCCUCCAAGUCGACCUCCUUGUCUUAUUAGUCUUAACCGCCAUGUCCCAGUUAUCAUUCAAGGGCCACACUGUUAUUGUUACCGGUGCAGGUGGAGGUCUCGGCAAGACUUAUUCUCUCCUUUAUGCUUCACGGGGUGCGAACGUUGUCGUCAACGAUGUCAGCCAAGCGGCAGCACAAAAAGUUGUGGAUCAAAUCACUCAGGCCGGUGGCAAAGCGGUUGUAAAUACUUCUUCUGUAACCGACGGUGAAGCUGUUGUUAAGACUGCUCUUGAUGCUUUCGGCGGUGUUACCAUUCUCAUCAACAACGCCGGCAUUCUCAGAGACAAGGGCUUCAGGAAUAUGACGGACCAAGAAUUUGACCAGGUCCUGCAGGUUCACCUGAAAGGUGCUUACUCUUGCACCAAAGCCGUCUGGGGAAUCUUCCGCAAGCAGAAGUUCGGCCGCAUUGUCAACACUUCUAGUGCAGCGGGUCUUUAUGGCAACUUCGGACAAGCAAACUACAGUGCAGCUAAGAUGGGGUUAGUUGCAUUCACGAAGACUCUUGCUCGGGAGGGUGCCAAGUACAACAUUAACGCUACUGCAAUCGCGCCGAUUGCUGCUUCGCCUAUGACGGAGACAGUUAUGCCUCCAGAGCUUCUUAAACACAUUCAACCUGAAUUUAUCGCACCAUUCGUAGCAGCAGUCACCCAUCCAGACGGACCCGAUGCUAAUGGGAAGGUAUUCGAGCUCGGUGCUGGCUAUGUAGCCGAGAUUCGUUGGGAACGAAGCAAGGGUGCGAUUUUCAAGACUGAUGCUUCAUUCACACCUUCGGCAGUGAAGGAGAAAUGGUCUGUCAUCACAGACUUCUCGAAUCCAGACUACCCGCAAAGCGUUACAGAUUUCGAUCAUGAGGCUGUGCUUGAGACUGCCAGGAAGCUCCCGCCUAACCCCCAAUCAACCCCAGAAGUUCGUUUCGAUAGCAAGACCGUCAUUAUCACUGGUGCAGGCCAGGGUCUUGGACGUGCUUACGCACUGAUGUAUGGCCGACUCGGUGCAAACGUUGUCGUCAACGAUGUCAGUGAGAAAGGCGCCAACGCUGUUGUCGAUGAGAUCAUCAAGGCGGGCGGAAAGGCAGUAGCUGCCGUAUCUUCCGCAGAGGAUGGUGACGCUAUCGUGAAGGUCGCAUUGGAAAAGUUCGGAGGCGUGCAUGUUCUCAUUGCCAACGCCGGUAUCUUGCGGGACAAGAGUUUCGCUGCUAUGACGGAGCCGGAGUGGGAUGCUGUACUGGCUGUUCACCUUCGGGGUACAUAUAAGUGUGCCAAGGCCGUCUGGCCCAUCUUCCUCAAGCAGAAAUAUGGUCGCAUCGUGACUACAGCUUCGCAAGUCGGCAUCUAUGGAAACUUCGGUCAAGCCAAUUACUCCACUGCCAAGGCUGCUAUCCUCGGUAUGACUCGGUCAUUGGCCAUUGAAGGCAAGAAGUAUGGCAUUAUUGCCAACACUAUUGCUCCAUCUGCCGGUACAGCGAUGACUAGUACUGUCUGGCCACAGGAGAUGGUGAACGCUUUCAAGCCCGACUACAUUGCCCCUAUUGUAGGCUUCCUCUCUAGCGAGGCUAACACUGAAACCUCUGGCAAGCUCUUCGAGAUCAUGGGUGGUUGGGCUGCUCAAACUCGCUGGCAACGGGCGGGUGGACAUGGGUUCCCCGUUAACAAACCAUUGACGCCUGAGGCCGUCAUCUCGAAGUGGGAUAUUAUCACUAAUUUCGACGACGGACGGGCCACGCACCCUUCGACGACUCAAGAAUCUUUCCAACAGCUUGCAGAGAACUUCUCGAAUGUUGAAAACAGUGACCCCUACGCUGACCCUGAGGACUCCGAGUUGGUAGCAAAGGCAAAGAAGAACGUCCCAGAAUCCGUGGAAUUCAGCUACGCUGACAAGGAUGUCAUCCUGUACAACCUGAGUAUCGGAGCGACAGAGAAGGAGCGCCAAUGGACGUUCGAAGGGGACGAGGAGUUCUCUGCGUUACCUACAUUCGGUGUUAUCCCUCAAUUCCAGGCAUCCGGAGGGAUCUCUCUGGACUGGUUGCCAAAUUACAACCCUGCAAAGCUGUUGCAUGGCGAACAGUACCUAGCAAUCAAAGCACCAAUACCAACUAGUGGUAACCUCGUGAAUGAGGCAAGGAUCGUCGAGGUCCUUGACAAGGGCAAGGCCGCGGCAGUGACUAGUGUUGUGGAGACCAAGGACAAGGAUACGGGCAAGGUCAUCUUCGAGAAUCAGUCCACUGUCUUCAUUCGUGGUGCUGGUGGAUUCGGCGGCAAACGGGCAGGCAAAGACCGAGGCGCGGCGACAGCGGCUAACACCCCUCCUCAGCGCAAACCAGAUGCUGUCGUUGAGGAAAAGACACUUUCCCAACAAGCUGCACUGUAUCGACUAAACGGUGAUUUGAACCCUCUACAUAUCCUUCCUGAGUUCGCCGCCGUUGGAGGCUUCGAUAAGCCUAUCUUGCACGGCCUUUGCUUCUUCGGCUUUGCAGGGAAGCAUGUGUUCAAGUCGUUUGGUCCCUAUAAGGAUGUCAAAGCCCGGUUUGCGGGUGUUGUAUAUCCUGGGGAAACGCUUGUGACUGAGAUGUGGAAGGAAGUGCAGUGUCCUGACGAAAUUUGCAAAUAGCUACGAAGGUCAAGGAGCGAGGCACCACUGUACUUGCUGCAGCCGGUGCAACCCUGGUGGACCCCACUGGUUCAGUCAAAGCGAAACUAUGAUUUAUUUGACCUAUAUGUUGUAUUAGUUGCAUUUUAUUCUUCUCAUUGUCGGAAUCAACUACCAUGACUGGUUGUCAUGAACGAACGCGUUGUUCUUUAUCACAAAAGUUUGGCAGUGUUUGAUAAAGUCGACGAAAGCACACCA